CUCCCUACGGUGGUGUUGGUGUGCAACUUUGGCCUGCCGCAGCCGCCGCCGGACGGUGGAAGCGCGGAACAGUCCAUGGAACGAUUCGGAAAGGAUGGUGGAAGGCUCAUGUCCCACUCGGAGGUGGAGACCCUGUUUCACGAGUUCGGGCACGCCCUGCACUCGCUUCUCUCUCGCACGGAGCUGCAGCACGUCUCGGGCACCCGCGUACCCGUCGACUUCUGCGAGAUCCCGUCCCAUCUCAUGGAGCACUUCGUCUGGGACAGGACCAUGCUCACAAAGUUUGCUAGGCACUACCGCACGGGCGAAGCCCCCCCCGCUGCCCUGUUAGACGGCCUCCACAGAUCGAAAACCCUCUUCGCCGGGCUGGGCAUCCAGACGCAGCUGCUCUACGCUACCCUCGAUCAGCAGCUGUUUGGCCCCCAGCCGGAGGGGGGUGUUUGGUCAUCGGCGUCCGUGGCUGAUGCGUUGCAAGAGAGAAUCGCUGGGUUGCCGCGGUGCGAGGGGGCGUUCUGGCAUUCCAGGUUUGGACACUUCACCGGGUACGGGGCAAGCUACUACGCCUACCUGUACGCCAAGAUGUUCACCAGCGCCAUCUGGGAACGACACUUCGCAAGGGACCCUCUCAACAGCGACGCCGGGGAGCUGCUCUGGAAAGAGUUGCUCAUCCACGGGGGCGCCAAGGAUCCCCACGAGAUGCUCCGGGUGUUGCUGGGGGAGGAGCAGGGGAGCGGGGGCGACGCGGGGCUGAGGGCGGGGGUGGCCAGCCUGCUGAAGGACACGGGCGCAGUAGCGACGUGAGAGCGCGCUCCUACUCCUGCAAGCUAUGUAGUGGUACAGCGGGGGGCGUGUUUAGUGCCGGUGCCCGAUAUAGUGCUCGUACCCGGUAUAGUGCCUGUCAGUGUCUGGGUACGUACCGGCACUUAACAGGGCCCCCCACCGUACCGAGAGACGGUGGUGGCUCCCCUACAAGUCAAACUAUUGAAGAGACAGGGAAUGCCUCGAGUAGGGAGGGAGAGAGAGAGGGAGCUGCGGAGCCUGGUUUAAAGUGCCCUCGUUUGCUUGACCGGCAUUUGUUGCCGUUUCGCGUGUUGCGUACAAUAUUUGUCGUAGCUGUG
Ectocarpus sp. CCAP 1310/34 is the source of this 1118-nucleotide messenger RNA. NCBI's taxonomy places the organism in Eukaryota, Phaeophyceae, Ectocarpales, Ectocarpaceae. The record is from the annotation of a GenBank genome assembly.